AGCAGGCGGCGAUAGACGGAGCAGUAGAUCCCCAACAAUGAGCAGGGACGUGGAUGUGUCUCUAAAACACCUUGAGAGCGUUUGAAUGAACGUGCAGAGCUUCGAGCCGAGUCACCGUGGUGCUGAAGGGACAGCUCCUCAUCUCUCUAACAUCUGCAGGUAGGACAACAUGACGAGAUUUGGACGAGAUUUAUUCCUUUUUUUUGUCAUGAUAAUAACUGACGCCACUGUGACAGACAUCACGGAGGAUGGGGAGCUGCGGUAGUCUUUGGUUGUGCUGCUUUUUAUCACCCAGGGCAUUUACUGUCCUACAGAGGAGCUUUCAGAUUUUUCAUUCUGUGAGACCCUCAUGUAAGAGACAUUUAACCCAGACUUGGUUCGGGGCAGCUCCCCUCCUCCAUCAUGCUGUGAUGUGUCUGUGAUUUCACAUCUGUUCGUCCUGUAGGUUAGGAGAUCACACAGAAAAGGGUGAGAUAUUCUCGGUAUUCUCAGUGGUCCCUCAAGGUCCCCUGAUCCUACUUGGCAGAGAAAUGAGUUUUUCUCGGCAGCAGCCUAACAUCCUUUUUAUUUAAUGAGCUCAAACGCUCUUUGUAGUAUAUCUGUGUCUAAGAGGAGGUGUGUCACGCUCACCUUCAUUUCACAUUUUAUCAUAGGAUGUUAAUUUCCUGUAAAAAUCAAACCAUAUCCGUCAAAGCUUUAGAUAUGGUAUAAGAUACAGCAUGCAUCAAGUUAUUUAUCACACAAUUGUGGGUAACACUUUAAAAUAACCAUAACUUAUAAAUGGUAAAUAGACCAUUUAUAAAUGGUAAGCAGAUAGUUUAUUAAUGUUUAAUUAUCAGUUAUAAAUAGCAUAUAGACCAUUAACAAGUUGUAAAUUUUACAAUUUUAAAAACCUUUAUAGGUUUAUAGGUGGUUUAUAAAUCACUCAUUAAUAAUUUACAAAGUAUUACAAACAUCAGUUGCAACUUUACAAUAACCAUCUAUGUAAUGUUUAUAGACAGUUUAAAAACCAAGUAUUGACCAUUUACAAAGUGCUACUGUCACACAUUUUAAUCUAGAUGUUUUACAACAAAUAUUUAAACCCUAUAUAAACCUUUAAUAAACAACCCAUUAAUGAUUAAUGAAAAUUAUUAAUCAUAAUUUUAUUGCUUGUUAACGGUAAAGUAGCUGUUAACUUACAUUAAUAAACUAUUUGCCAUUUAUAAUUGGUCUAUAUGCUGUUUUUAAAUGAUGAUUAAACAUAAAUAAACUAUCUAUUUACCAUUAAUAUAUUAUGGCUAUUGUAAAGUGUUACCCAGUUAUGAUAUUAUUAGACCCCAAAGGCACGCACACAAUUUUAUAAGGGUGGGCUCAAGCAAAAAAGGCCCCCCUUCUAACCAUUUCCAUUUAACUGUCUGCUCACUUUGUCUGCCCUCUUUUACAGAUAUGUUCACCCGCAUGUUAAAACUGAGACUCCUCAAUGCUGUAGCUCCUGCAUACUUCUUUAUGGCUACAGCAGUCACCUUUGUUUUACACUUUGGCUUCUUUGUCCCAACUAUCUUCCCGAAUCCUGAUACAUCUCUGGGUAGCUCCACAACACUCCACACGGUUCUUUUUCUCUUCUUGAUGUUCAAUGCUCUGGGAAACUACAUGAUGACUAUUAAAUAUCCUGCUGAAAGCAUCAACGAGACAGUGGUGCCAGUGUGUUCUCCACACUGCUCAGACAAAGUCGAUGCUCACUACCUCCUGAACGGCCGCCACUUCUGCAAACUGUGCAAGAAGGUUAUUCUGAAGAGGGAUCAUCACUGCUUUUUCACUGGGAACUGUAUUGGAAACAAAAACAUGCGUUACUUCAUCAUGUUCUGCAUCUACACGUCAUGCAUAUGUUUUUACUCACUGGUCCUUGGUGUGGCCUUCCUCACAGUGGAGUACUCCAUCUCCUUUGAGAACCCCCUCACCUUCCUCACUCUCCUUCCCCUCUCCACUGGUUACUUCUUCAUGGGUGAGUUCUGUAGUCAAAAUUAGAUCUGAAUUUAAAGGGUAAUUCCUGUAUUUUUUUAACCUGAGCUAAAAUUUCAUAGGGACAAGGUCUUAACAAAUAAUUCAAUUUCCCCUGUAAUAUUUCUCCACAGGAACAAUCUCAGGCCUGCAGCUGUUUUUGGUGCUGAUGCUUUAUGUCUGGCUUGGUAUUGGCCUGGUCUGUGCAGGUUUCUGCUGCCAGCAGGUGCUGCUGGUAGCUCGAGGACAAACCUGGUGCCAGAUGCAAAGAGGACAGCUGGUAGAGAACCGCAGUCCCUGGAGAACCAACCUAAAGGAUGUUUUUGGUACCCGCUGGAUCCUUGGCUUAGUGUUGCCUCUGCAGACGGUGGAGACGUGCUCUGAAGAUACAGAUGCACAGAAACAAGACUGAGAGAUAAUGUGUCAUAAGCUGUAAAAAGUUCUCUCUCGGGAUCCAUGUGGUGUUGUUUUUCAAUACGGGAUGGAUGCUUUAUGACCUUUAAAUUAGACCGUGAAAUAGUUAGCUGUUAGCACACAUUCCUAUAAGGACAGGAGCCAUAUACUAAUGUUGAACUUUUAAGUAUAGUCUAAGUGUAUCCUAUAAGUAGGUAGUUUCUGACAAGGCAAUAUUAUUACAAGAUGGUCAUGUGGAACAUACCGCAGUUUUCCAUGCACCUGUGCUUGCUUGCAUCAUAAUAUAAAAAUGCCUUUUUGCAUAAGCGCAUGCAUUUACAGCUUUACAUUUUUAUACUGCAUUAUCAUGCAGUCACUCUGAGAUUACGGCUCUAUAGUGUGCUUUUGUGAUGCUCUCUUUUGUAGGAUGCUACAGUGUGACAUUCAGGAAACCUCUGGUAGUUUCUGCAACAAUAAUCGACUUCAUUGUUAAGGGCUAGCAGACGAGGAAACUACAGGAUCUAAAGCAUAAACUGCCAGGCUUGACAACAAUAAGCUGAAACUUGUUGAGCCUGAUGUUUUUGACCCCAAUGAAUGUGACUCAGUGUGAUGCAGAUGUAGUAAUGUGCUCCUUUCUAAGAGUGGGUGGGGAAAUGUGAUUGUGAUUACCAUAUUAUUAUCCAGGGUAUUAUUCACAAUGUGCCAUACACUCAUGUCUUAUACCCUUACAGAAUACCCCAUCAAUGAAGGUAUUCACUGCAUUGCUACUUAAAGGGCGCCUUUAUAACAGUUACGACUUUCACUGUAAUGCUGAAAUGCUCGACAUCCUGUGAAAGAUGUUUUGGAUUUCAAUGAUUAUACUUUUAAGAGCUAUUUUGUCUAUCCCUGUAAUAUCAAUAAAAGCAUUUUAAUCACA
Molecule: messenger RNA, 3286 nt
Organism: Xyrichtys novacula (pearly razorfish)
Lineage: Eukaryota; Metazoa; Chordata; Actinopteri; Labriformes; Labridae
Source: the annotation of a GenBank genome assembly